This is a messenger RNA of Capronia coronata CBS 617.96, 414 nucleotides long. RefSeq lists its product as uncharacterized. Lineage: Eukaryota; Fungi; Ascomycota; Eurotiomycetes; Chaetothyriales; Herpotrichiellaceae. The record is from RefSeq and is a predicted model, not a curated record. The coding region runs from base 1 to 414 and encodes 137 amino acids. The transcript has a single exon.
AUGAUAGAGUGGGAACCAACCCUUGCUCCUGAUGUCACCGUGAUCAAGGCAUAUCGCCAACUUGCGCCAAAAACGGUCCAAUUGAUACCAAAGAAAGCCAGAGCAAGUUGGAAGGGAAAGGGCAAGGGCAAGGGCAAAGGCAAGGGCAAGGGCAAAGCAAGUGAACAGCUCUGGGAGCUGGACUGGAUCGGAGCCUUGGGAAAAAAGGCAAAUAGCGACUAUGUUGUGAACAUCAAGUGGCAAGGGUAUGGCUAUGAAGAGAUGACCUGGGAGCCACUUGGCAAUGUCCCACAGGACAUCCUUGAUGUGUACUGGACCGAGCAUGGAACGCCAGAGGAGCAAGAAGCCGAGAUGCUGCAGCCGGCAAAGAAGAAGCAGAAGACGUACGCUGGUCGUCGUUCUGUACGCAAUUGA